Molecule: messenger RNA, 2832 nt
Organism: Drepanopeziza brunnea f. sp. 'multigermtubi' MB_m1
Lineage: Eukaryota; Fungi; Ascomycota; Leotiomycetes; Helotiales; Drepanopezizaceae
Product: chitin synthase I
Cellular component (GO): cell septum; cell periphery
Molecular function (GO): chitin synthase activity
Source: RefSeq, a predicted model, not a curated record
AUGUCCUACAACCGCUUGGAUCACUCUGGCCAAGGCCGACAAGAAGACUACUUCAGUAUGAACAACCGCUCAAAUAAUCCAGGUCGGACGCCAUCGCCUGGUCAUCCGGCCCAACAUGGCUAUCAACUAGAAGAUGCGUCGCCUUAUGGCAGACCUGGUGCAUCGCCUGCUGGCCCGUACCAACACAAUCUCGAAAUCCCAAUGGGACCUGGACGUCAAACGCCUAGCGAUCAGCUGCUGGCUCAACCUACAUACUCCGUUGCCAACAUCGACAACUCGUAUGGCCAUAACGAAGAAUACGAGCAAAGAUACCCCCUCAAUCCAAACCACAACUACAGAGACGACUACUCCCUGAACCCCCAACAACAUCACGACGCAUAUUACCAAACCCCAUACCAGCCUUCCCCGCAUGAUGGGCAUCCUCUCACAAACUACCCCUCGCAUCCUACAAGCGAACCUUUCUAUGAGGACGAUGAUCGUAGCCCGAUCCUGCAAGCGCAUGAUACAUCAUACGGCCCAGAUCCUCACUCCGGUCCAGGCUUCAAACCGGAGUACGAUGGCGCACAUAUCCCACCAACUCCAACACCCCAGCCAACUACACUCAGGAGAUAUAAGACAGUGAAGGAAGUGCAACUGUUCAAUGGAAACCUUGUACUAGAUUGCCCUAUCCCACCGAGGCUUCUGAAUCAGGUUCCUCAUGCGCAGCCUCCGGAGCGAGAUGAGUUCACCCACAUGAGAUAUACUGCGGCAACUUGCGAUCCCGAGGAGUUCUUCGCAGAGCGGUUUACGCUGAGGCAAAAGUUGUUCGCGAAGCCCAGACAUACGGAGUUGUUUAUCGUGGUUACCAUGUAUAACGAAGACGAUGUACUGUUUGCGCGGACGAUGAGCGGGGUUUUCAAGAACAUUGAGUACAUGUGCUCGCGCAAGGACAGCAAGACCUGGGGAAGGGACGCCUGGAAGAAGAUUGUGGUCUGUGUUGUUAGCGAUGGACGUGCCAAGAUCAACCCUAGAACGAGAGCCGUGUUGGCUGGUAUGGGAGUCUAUCAGGACGGGAUUGCCAAGCAAAAAGUCAAUAAGAAGGAUGUGACGGCGCAUAUCUACGAGUACACCACGCAAGUCAGCAUUUCUGUCAAGAAGGAUGUUGUCGAACUCCGCCCCAAACAGCAGCCUGUACAGAUGCUUUUCUGUCUGAAAGAGAAGAACCAGAAAAAGAUUAACUCGCAUAGAUGGUUCUUCCAAGCAUUUGGUCGGGUUCUGGAUCCAAAUAUUUGCGUUCUUCUCGAUGCUGGUACCAAGCCUGGCAAGGACUCUAUUUACCAGCUCUGGAAAGCCUUUGAUUUGGAGCCUAUGUGCGGAGGUGCCUGUGGAGAGAUCAAGGCUAUGCUGGGCCCGGGCGGAAAGAACUUGAUGAACCCUUUGGUCGCAUGCCAAAAUUUCGAGUACAAGAUGAGCAACAUUCUGGACAAGCCGCUUGAAUCUGCAUUUGGAUUCAUCUCGGUUCUUCCUGGUGCCUUCUCAGCAUACCGUUAUGUGGCUUUACAAAACGACAAAGCAGGUGACGGACCCUUGGAGAAGUACUUUGCCGGAGAGAAGAUGCACGGUGCUAAUGCGGGUAUUUUUACCGCAAACAUGUACCUUGCCGAGGAUCGUAUUCUGUGCUUCGAGCUUGUGUCGAAGCGAAACUGCCACUGGAUUCUGCAGUACGUGAAAUCAGCAACAGGAGAGACCGAUGUUCCAGAUACGAUGGCCGAAUUUAUCCUCCAGAGACGGAGAUGGCUGAACGGAAGUUUUUUCGCUGCAGUGUACUCCCUGGUUCACUUCUACCAAUUAUUCAGAAGCGACCACAGCUUCAUGCGGAAAAUGAUGUUCCUGCUCGAGUUCACAUACACGACCAUCAGCAUGCUAUUCGCGUGGUUCCAGAUUGGCAAUUUUUACUUGGUCUUCCACAUCUUGACAAAAUCUCUUGACGACGCUACUCUUCUCGGCAAUAUUGGAAAUAUCCUCAGUGUCGUCUUUGAAUGGCUGUAUAUCUUCACACUUCUCACCUGUUUUGUUCUCGCUUUGGGUAAUCGGCCUCAAGGAUCUAAUAAGGCGUACAUGUCUAUGGUCAUCUUCUGGGUCUUCAUCAUGGCUUACUUAAUGUUUGCCUCGGUCUUCAUUACCGUGAAAUCCAUCCAAGCAGAACUGGCGGAUAACGUCUUCACCGUAGCCGACAUCUUCAAGAACCAAAUCUUCUAUACCUUGAUCGUCUCCCUCGCCUCAACUUACCUACUCUGGUUCAUCGUCUCUUUCCUAUUCUUCGACCCAUGGCACAUGUUCACCUGCUUCGUCCAAUACCUCCUGCUGACGCCAACCUAUAUCAACAUCCUCAACGUCUACGCCUUCUGCAACACGCACGAUAUUACCUGGGGUACAAAGGGUGACGACAAAGCCGAAAAGCUGCCAUCUGCAACCUUGAAGCCCGGCGGUAAGGUCGAUGUCAACAUUCCCACCGAUGACGGCGACCUCAAUGACCAGUACGACCGGGAGCUGUCUGCCUUCAGAAUCAAGGCCCCCGAGGAGAAGCGCGAGAUGUCAGCCAGCGAGGUCCAAGAGGACUACUACAAGGGUUUCCGCUCGCAGGUCGUCAUGUUCUGGCUGAUGUGCAACUUCUCGCUCGUGGCUGUCGUGCUCAGCACUGCUGGUCUCGAUCGUAUUGACACAUCUACGAGCUCGGAUAAGAGAAGCGCCAUCUACCUCGCUGUAGUGCUGUGGUCGGUGGCUGGGCUCUCGGCAUUCAAGUUUAUUGGUGCAAUGUGGUUCUUGGUCGUGCGGAUGUUUAGAGGAGUUUAA